Messenger RNA from Cylicocyclus nassatus, 1231 nucleotides. NCBI's taxonomy places the organism in Eukaryota, Metazoa, Nematoda, Chromadorea, Rhabditida, Strongylidae. The record is from the annotation of a GenBank genome assembly.
AGGGUAAGCCCCUUCGACCAUGAAUUAUUCUCUAAAAUGCUUGCCCGAAGAACAAUUGCGACUUUCUGGUUCCGAACUCGAGCACCUUAUCUACACUGCCUUUUUCCCACCUUUAUGUGUUUUUGGGCUUAUUGGCAACACACUAACCAUUAUGGUCCUCGUCAGCAAUGAUCUCAUGUCUAGGGCGAAUAUCUUUCUUGCCUGCUUGGCCGUAUGUGAUGUCUGCUUCCUCAUCCUGAUGAUUCCACAUUCCAUGGGCAAUUUCGACUACUUCGCCUUCAACCUCCUAUUUCGAUAUCUGUAUCUGCGUUCGAAAAUUCAUCUCGUUGCUUUCGCCAACUGGACGUCAGCUGUUUCUAUCUGGCUUGUUGUCGGUGUUUGCUUCGAACGAGUCAUUGGUGUGAGAUCACCUCUUCAUCGACUUGCCGCCCCAUCUAAACGAAGACUUGCUGCAGGUCUUUUCCUCUUAUUAUCAGCUUGUGCAGCGCUGACGUGCUACAAUCACGUGUCACAGCAAUGCUUUAUGAAAUUAUUCUGUCACGAUACUCAAUGGAUAUCGAUGUGCUUGGAUGUAAACACAAAUGCCUUGCAAGGGAACAGCACAAAUCCAACCUCACAUCUUCUCCGUCAGUAUGUGAAAUGGAUGAGAGCGGCGAAUGUUGCUUUGGUCAUCGCGAUACCCUUGCUGUUUUUGGUUAUUCUGAACACUAUGCUCAUGUAUUAUGUGAAGAAAAGAUCCUAUUUCCUCUACGCAUCACUGAGCAAAGUGUCACGACGUAUGCAUCGAGAAGGUCAAGCAUCUUUGCCGUUCGUUGCCACUUUGUUUAGGAGACAUAGCGAUCAGCUGGUCCAACAAAAAAUGGAGCACAGAGUGGCGGUGACUGUCUGCGCUGUUGUAACAUCUUUUACUAUAACUCAGGCACCAUCAGCAGUGAUUUUAUUUCUGAUGGCAAUCUGGGAUGACAGACCGUUCAGAUCGCCAGGACAAUUAUACAACCUACAAGUGAUCACCAGUUUUCUCGUCAUUGUUGGGAAAUGCUUGAAUUUUGUGGUAUUUUGUUUGAGUAGCGAGAAUUUCCGUCAAAAACUCGUUGCCACCUUACGAAGUAGGUGUGGAGGGUUGAAUGAAGAGAAGAGAUGUCACUCAGUGUUCACGACUUAUACACGAUGCGACAGUCGCGAUUCUCGAAUUUUGUCGGCUAAAAAAUCUUUUCAAAGUAUAUAAUGCUGU